UAUUUGUGAAGACUGCUGAUUUGCUACUUUUUUCCCUUGAUCUCAUUGAGUGGUUGUGCAUUCUUAAUUUUCUUAAUCAAAGCUUCAUAUGAUCAUGCGAGCUAACAAAUGGUAAUUUGCAGAGGUGGAAGCAAUACUAAGAAGUUGCAAUGUAUGCAGGGAGAUUAAAGGCUAGAAACCAGAAAUGGGGUUUGGUGUUUCAACAAUCUAAAUUUUUAAUUUGGCCAAAGUACCAAAAAUAUGCUUUUUCUCGUUCUUUGAGGCACAUAAAUAUUGAAAGGUGUUCAUCACUUGAUAGUUCAAUCAGAAAAUAUUUCUUUGAUUCAUUUGCAUCUCGCGGUAUAGUCUGUGGACGCAGUUAUGCUUGUUUGUCUGGGAGGUUUAGUAUGUGUUUGAAAAAUGGCCAGUUACGUGUUUAUAGUUCUGAAGGUGAUGGAAGGAAUGCUAGUGAGGAUAAUCACAGACCUGUGAAUAAUGACCCUAACUUUGAUAAGGGGAAAACUCGACGGGAGAAGGUUAGAGAAGAUUUGAAGCAUUUUUCCGAUGCACAUGCUCGGCUUGGUGAGCAGGAUCAAAAGGAAUGGCUCAACAAUGAAAAGCUUGCCCUUGAUAGUAAGAAAAAGGAAUCGCCUUUUUUAACGAGGCGUGAAAAGUUUAAAAAUGAGUUUGCACGGAGAAUUCUUCCAUGGCAGAAAAUACACGUUUCUUGGGAGACCUUUCCUUACUACAUUCAUGAAAACACAAAAAAUCUUUUGGUGGAAUGUGCAGCCUCUCACCUAAAGCAUAAGAAGUUCACUGCUUCAUAUGGUUCUGGAUUGGCAUCAUCAAGUGGAAGAAUAUUGCUUCAGAGUAUUCCUGGUACUGAGCUUUAUCGAGAGAGAUUAGUUAGAGCACUUGCGCGUGAUUUAAAAGUGCCCCUGCUAGUGCUUGAUAGCAGUAUUCUUGCUCCUUAUGAUUUUAGUGAUGAUUGCUCAGAGGGUGAAUCAGAUGAUGAAAAUGUAGUGUCAGCUGAUGAUACUGCUUCAGAGUCAGAGGCUGAAGAUGAGAAUGAUGCAACUAAUGAAGAAGAGUGGACAAGCAGCAAUGAGGCAAGAACAGAUUGUAGUGAUAAUGAUGAAGCUGGUGUAGAAGCUACUGCUGAAGCCGCACUCAAGAAGCUAGUGCCAUACAACCUAGAAGACUUUGAGAAGAGGGUCUCUGGAGAACUAGAGAGCUCCAGUGAGUCAUCUAAAGCGGAGGCUAUUGAAGCUGAGAAAACCAAACGUCCACUUAAGAGAGGGGAUCGUGUGAAGUACAUCGGCCCUUCUGUACAAAUUGAAGCUGAUGACAGGGUUAUAUUGGGGAAGAUACCGACAUCUGAUGGUCUGACAAAUGCCUUUAUCAUUAUCCAUGGCAGGGCAUUGUCAAGUGGGCAACGCGGGGAGGUAUAUGAGGUGAGUGGAGACAGAGUUGCUGUCAUAUUGGAUGUUGGUGCUGAAGAUAAAUCACGAGCGGAAGAUGAAAAGCUCUCAGAAAAGCCUUCAAAACCCCCAGUUUAUUGGAUAGAUGUCAAGGACAUUGAGCAUGAUUUUGAUACUCAAGCAGAAGAGGGCUAUAUUGCCAUGGAGGCUUUGUGUGAGGUUUUGCACUCCAUGCAACCACUUAUUGUCUAUUUUCCAGAUUCCUCUCAAUGGUUGUCUAGGGCUGUUCCCAAGUCAAAACGCAAGGAGUUUGUAUCCAAGGUUCAAGAAAUGUUUGACCAAUUAUCAGGUCCUCUUGUUUUGAUUUGUGGGCAGAACAAAGUUGAAACAGGGUCGAAGGAGAAAGAGAAAUUUACUAUGAUACUUCCAAAUUUUGGUCGUCUUGCAAAACUGCCUCUCUCUUUGAAGCGCCUCACUGAGGGACUCAGGGCUACAAAAAGAUCAGAUGAUAGUGAAAUAUAUAGGCUCUUCACCAAUGUUUUACGUCUAUAUCCUCCUCAGGAGGAAGAUCAGCUUAGGACUUUCAAUAAACAGGUCGAAGAGGACAGAAGAAUUGUGAUAUCACGAAGCAAUUUGAACGAAUUACACAAGGUUCUUGAGGAACAUCAGCUAUCAUGCGUGGACCUUUUGCUUGUAAACACUGAUGGCGUGAUACUGACAACAAAGAAAGCUGAGAAAGUUGUUGGCUGGGCAAAAAAUCAUUAUUUAUCGUCUUGCUUGCUUCCUUUCAUUAAAGGGGAGAGGUUGUAUCUGCCCCGGGAAAGCCUUGAAGUUGCAAUUUUAAGGUUGAAGGAGCAGGAAGCUUUGUCUCGAAAGCCCUCGCAUAGCUUGAAGAACCUUGCAAAGGACGAGUAUGAAAGCAACUUUGUUUCAGCAGUGGUACCUUGUGGUGAGAUUGGUGUCAAAUUUGAUGAUAUAGGUGCUCUUGAAGAUGUAAAGAAGGCAUUGAAUGAGCUAGUCAUUCUUCCCAUGAGCAGGCCAGAGCUUUUCUCUCACGGGAAUUUACUGCGGCCUUGCAAAGGAAUAUUACUUUUUGGUCCUCCUGGUACUGGUAAAACCCUUCUGGCCAAGGCACUUGCGACAGAAGCAGGAGCAAACUUUAUGAGCAUUACCGGUUCCACCCUUACAUCAAAGUGGUUUGGAGAUGCGGAAAAGCUUACAAGGGCUCUCUUCUCCUUUGCCAGCAAGCUAGACCCUGUCAUUAUCUUUGUUGAUGAGGUUGACAGUUUGCUUGGUGCUCGUGGCGGUGCUUUUGAGCAUGAGGCUACUAGAAGAAUGAGAAAUGAAUUUAUGGCAGCUUGGGAUGGUUUGCGGUCAAAAGACAGCCAAAGAAUACUCAUCCUUGGUGCCACAAAUAGGCCGUUUGAUCUUGAUGAUGCUGUUAUCCGUCGCUUACCAAGACGGAUAUACGUGGACCUACCAGAUGCAGGAAAUCGUAUGAAGAUACUGAAAAUAUUUCUUUCAACAGAAAAUUUAGAACCUGAUUUCAGGUUUGACGAACUUGCAAAUGAAACUGAGGGAUACUCUGGUAGUGAUUUAAAGAAUCUCUGUAUCGCUGCAGCAUACAGACCUGUUCAAGAACUUUUGGAGGAGGAAAGAAAGGAAGGCAGAAGUGCUGCAGCUCCAGUUUUAAGGCCACUUAACUUGAAUGACUUCAUUCAAUCAAAAGCUAAGGUGGGACCAUCAGUUGCAUAUGAUGCUGCAAGCAUGAAUGAGCUGAGGAAAUGGAAUGAACAGUACGGAGAAGGCGGAAACAGGAGAAGAUCACCUUUUGGUUUUGGAAGCUAGUCUUUUGUUUCAUUUUGUCUUUUCAUAAUUUAUUCUUGUUCUCAUUGAAGAAGAAAUGCCUAAAUCCAGUGGCGUUUUAUUCUGUCAAGAGGGAAAAUCUACUUUUCAUCCUUUUUGAAUGGAUGAUAUAGGCGGCAUCAACACAAAAUCUUAAAUGUAUUCUAGGCACAAAAGGUUAGGUAGAAAAGGCUUCUCUAAUAUUAAUAUUAUUUUUAGGCAGCCUGUUGCUGUUGGAAUGUUUCCCCGAAUUACAGGCUUCAAUUUUGCCAUGUAUAAUAUUAUUUUUUUUCCUCAAUCUCAUAAGUGAUUAUUAGGAAUAAUCUUAAAGGAAUUUUCCUCCA
Messenger RNA from Carica papaya (papaya), 3589 nucleotides. The record is from RefSeq and is a predicted model, not a curated record. NCBI's taxonomy places the organism in Eukaryota, Viridiplantae, Streptophyta, Magnoliopsida, Brassicales, Caricaceae.